Molecule: messenger RNA, 1965 nt
Organism: Exophiala oligosperma
Lineage: Eukaryota; Fungi; Ascomycota; Eurotiomycetes; Chaetothyriales; Herpotrichiellaceae
Exons: 3
Coding region: 146-1858 (570 amino acids)
Biological process (GO): protein dephosphorylation; phosphatidylinositol 3-kinase/protein kinase B signal transduction; cell motility
Cellular component (GO): plasma membrane; cytosol; nucleus
Molecular function (GO): protein tyrosine phosphatase activity; phosphatidylinositol-3,4,5-trisphosphate 3-phosphatase activity
Source: RefSeq, a predicted model, not a curated record
GCGAGUGACUUUUUCUCCUCUGCCAGGGUUUUAGACGUGAUAUGGUGUUCUAGUACGUUGUCCUGCGUUUGAAAGACAAAAGAGUCUCCGAAGAGCGUCUACAGUUCCACAAUAUGUUAGAAUAACACGCAUACCAGACAAGACAAUGGCCUCUUUACUGCGGCAGAUUGUUGCAGGGCCGCGAGCCAGACAUCCUGAGGCUGGAUUAGAUCUGUGCUAUGUCACUGAUUUCAUUGUAGUCACUUCUGGACCCAGCUCAGUAUGGCCAAAGAAGGCCUACCGAAAUCCCCUUGACCAACUAGUCUCUUUUCUUGAUCGCAAACAUGGUGAAGAUUGGUCGAUAUUCGAGUUUAGAGCUGAAGGCACGGGAUAUCCUGACAAAGAAGUGUACAACCGAAUACACCACUUUCCUUUCCCCGAUCAUCACCCACCCCCAUUUUCCUUGAUCCCGAAGGUCAUGGCCGCCAUGCGGAAUUGGAUCCAGAGAUAUGACGAAGAUACACAAGAGGCGAACGAGCAAGAUAAACCGAAGAGAGUCGCGGUUGUACAUUGCAAAGCCGGCAAAGGACGCAGCGGUACCAUUUCAUGUUCAUACCUCAUCAGUGAAGAAGGGUGGGAUAAGCAAAAGGCCUUGGCUCAAUUUACAAAUCGGCGGAUGCGAGCCGGUUUCGGUCAGGGCGUGAGUAUUCCUAGCCAACUUCGAUGGGUUGACUACAUCGACAAAUGGACAAAUCAAAUGGGAAAGUACUACAAGGACAUACCGGUAGAAAUACUUGAGAUCCACAUCUGGGGUCUGAGAGAAGGCGUUACAGUCACGGUAGAAGGAUAUGUCGAAUCUGGGCGCAAGAUACACAAGUUCCAUAAAUUCAGUCGACAGGAGAUGACACUAUUGGGAGCAGCGAGCACCGAACAACCUAGCAUGUCAACCUCGAAGAAAGAUCAGCACGGGCUGAGCACUCCUCCAACAGGCACACCGCAAUCAUCAACAGUGAGCUUGAAUGGAACGGCAAACACCUCACAGGAUGUCAUUCUCAAGCCAUUCAAGCCUAUCGUCCUGCCGUCAAGUGACGUCAAUAUCGACUUUGAGCGACGAAGUAAGGCUCCCGCAGGAUUGACCAUGAUGACCGCCCUCGCCCACGUUUGGUGGAAUGCAUGGUUCCACGGCGGUCACGAUGGCCACAAUAGCGGCACGUUCGAGAUACAGUGGGAAGCCAUGGACGGCAUCAAGGGCAGCUCGAGGAAGGGCACGAGAGCACUUGAUAGGUUGGCUGUGGUCUGGAGAUACAGGGAAGAUGGCCGUGAGACAGUCGUGCCCGAACCGGCAAAGGGGGAGCCGGUCCCUGAAAACCCGCCUGCUAACUGGCACGGCGAAGAUAACCCGGAGGUCAAGCCCUCAGAUGGCAUCGACAGUGGCCGAUCCGGAGGUGCGCUCUUGACGAUGGGAGCAACCAUCAAUGAGGGGGCAAGUACGUUAGGCAAGGAACUUGGGUUGAAAUCGAAAGAGUCCGAACCGUCCAGCGCCAGCGUGUCACUAGCCUCGAGUGACAGUUUGGAGGGCAAGCCUGCUCGGAAAACCACAGAGGUGAGGGAGGCUGAGGACGAUUCUGGAGACGAAGGUGUCAGGACGUACGGCUUGAAUGGAGAACACCAUAUUCCUUACAGAGAGGAGGAUGAAGGGAGGAAAGACACAACUACUGACCAUACGAUGGAGGCUGGUGUGGCGAAGAUGGCACAUAUUGUCUCCAAAAUGAAAUCUUCCGACCAGAAGGAGCAUGGGACAGAAACUUCUCAUGAACAGUCAGAGGCAAAGACGUCUAUAGAUUCGACCGACGGCAAGUCUAGCUCUCCUCCGGCAUGAUUUACUGUUUUUCUUUUACGGAUAGCAUUGAUACCCCAGUACACGUAUUGCUAGAAAAAUAGGCAAGGUGGUAUACCCGUUGUAUUUUAUUGGACAUUGUAAGGUUA